Molecule: messenger RNA, 3176 nt
Organism: Peromyscus leucopus (white-footed mouse)
Lineage: Eukaryota; Metazoa; Chordata; Mammalia; Rodentia; Cricetidae
Gene: Plekha4
Product: pleckstrin homology domain containing A4
Exons: 21
Coding region: 188-2575 (795 amino acids)
Source: RefSeq, a predicted model, not a curated record
GAGAGGAGAGGAGAGGAGAGGAGAGGAGAGGAGAGGAGAGGAGAGGAGAGGAGAGUGAGCAAGCAGGAACUCACAACCAGGACAGGGUUUAAGCAACAUCAGGUGAGGAGAGACAAUUGUGAGAAGCAGUGUCUGAGACACAGAGGUGACAGACCCUGUCACUGGGACACCAGAGCUGGAGCUCUCGAUGGAGCAGGGCCGACCCCGGAGCAGCCUGAGCCUGGCCAGCAGCACUUCCACCACAUCCUCUCUGAGCAGCCCGAGCACCAAGAAGCCUACUCGUGCCGUACAUAAGGUCCAUGCCUUUGGGAAAAGGAACAAUGCUCUUCGGCGGGACCCCAACCUGCCCGUGCACAUCCGUGGCUGGCUGCAUAAGCAGGAUAGCUCAGGCCUCCGGCUGUGGAAACGCCGUUGGUUCGUCCUCUCCGGUCACUGCCUCUUCUACUACAAGGACAGCAGAGAAGAGAGUGUCCUGGGCAGUGUACUGUUGCCCAGCUACAGCGUCAGGCCGGAUGGGCCGGGAGCCCCACGAGGCAGGCGAUUCACCUUCACAGCGGAGCACCCAGGCAUGAGGACCUAUGUCCUUGCAGCUGACACACUGGAGGACCUGAGAGGCUGGCUGCGGGCUCUGGGGAGGGCCUCUCGUGCUGAGGGGGAAGACGGUGGCCUACCCAGGUCACCUGUACGACCCCAGCCCGGGGAAGGACCCGGGGGACCCGGGGGACCCCCAGAAGUGAGCAGAAGGGAAGAGGGGCGCAUCUCGGAAUCACCAGAGGUAGCUCGGCUCUCCAGAGGUCGUGGCAGACAAGGAAUGUACACGCUCAGCCCUGCAGCUGAUCUUCCGUCGGACACGUGGAGUAGGAGGACCAGGAGCCCAGAGCUGUUCUCAUCCCUCUCCCGCCCGCCCUCCCCUCUGAGCCUUCCCCGUCCUCGUUCUGCCCCGGCGCGGCGACCCCCUCUCUCAGCAGGAGACGCAUCAUCUCCCGCCCGGCCUCACACUCCCCUGAGUCGCAUUGAUGUCCGACCUCCUCUGGAUUGGGGACCCCAGAGACAGACCCUCUCCCGACCUCCCACUCCACGCCGAGGACCCUCCUCCGAGGGUCGGCCACCCAGGAGUCCCCAGCCCUGGAGACAGGAGCCUAGAACUCAGUCUACCCAGGCCUCUUCUGGUUCUUCCACCUAUCUCCAGCUGCCCCCAAGGCCACCCGGGACCCGGGCCUCCAUGAUUUUGCUGCCAGGCCCCCCAGCAGACUCAAUUUCGCAUCAGAGCUUGGAAACAGACACACUGCUGACCAAGCUGUGUGGGCAGGACCGGCUCCUGAGGCGGAUCCAGGAGGAUCUGGACAAGAGGCAGGAGGAGAAGGAGCAGCUAGAGGCAGCCUUGGAGCUGACUCGGCAGCAGCUGGGCCAAGCUACCAGGGAGGCUGCGGCUUCGGGGAAGGCCUGGGGUCGCCAACGCCUUCUGCAGGACCGGCUGGUGAAUGUGAGGGCCGCUCUGUGUCACCUGGCUCAGGAGCGAGAGCAGGUUUGGGACACGUACAGCAGCCUGGAGCAGGACCUGGGCACCUUAAGGGAGACUCUUGAAUACCUCCUGCACCUCGGGUCCCCCCAGGACCGAGCAGCUGCUCAGCAGCAGCUGUGGAUGGUGGAGGACACGCUGGCAGGUCUAGGUGGCCCCCAGAAACAGCCCUCACAUACUGAGCCCAAGUCUCCAUCCCCUGCACCCCAAGGAGAAGAGUCAUCAGAGCGAGAGAGCCUUCCAGAGUCACUGGAGCUUAGCUCCUCUCAGUCCCCUGAGGUGGACUGGGGUCGACCCCCGGGAGGUGACAGAGCCCUCCUCAGCCCUCGCUCAGGUGUUGGGUCUCCAAGGGUCUCACGGGCGUCCAGCCCUGAAGGUCGUCCGCCCUCAUCCCCACUGCUGAAAACUAAGGCCCCGGUGGCGCGGCCCCGCAUGAGUGCCCAGGAGCAGCUGGAGCGCAUGCGCAGAAACCAAGCCUGUGGGCUUCCUCUCCCUCGCCCCGCCUCCCCGAGGCUCCUGACCCUGGGGAGGGCACUGUCCCCAGCCGGACGCCAGCCUGACUUGGAGCAGAGGGCUAAUGACAGAUCUUGUCUCAAACCAAACGUGGAGGACCAGAGGAGGGACACCCAGCCUGUUGUAGGAGCUGCGAAAUGGCUCAGGAGUUCUGGGUCCUGGAGUAGUUCCAGGCACUCCACAACCUACAUGCCAACAUCUGGAGGCCACCGGGAGCGGGUCCUCAGUCUCUCCCAGGCUCUAGCUACAGAGGCUUCCCAGUGGCACAGGCUGAUGACGGGCUCUCCAGGGGGAAGCCCAGACCCCAGGGGAGACUGUCUCCCGCCAGGCUCACAAGCUCCCAGUGAAGAAUUGCCCCAGGUCACCUUGUCCCCAGCUUCUCACAAGGCUAACUCUGCUACCACAGGGUUCUCAUGCCCAGGGAGCAGGCCAGGCCUGGCCCAGUGGGAAGCGGGCUGGGACCCUGGGAACACCCCUCCCGCUCCCCUGCAGGAUGAGGGGACAUGGCCCCUGAGAGUCACUCUCCUGCAGUCCAGCUUUUGACUUGCCUCUUUGACACAAGCUGGGAGCAUGACCCUGAGGUGUGAGAUCAUUCGGGACCACAGGGGAGAAGUUUGUUCCGUCCUGUGUUCUAGGUGGGCCGGGCUACUAUGGACAAGAUCGAUUAUCCCAACACUAUCCAAAUUUGGAUUAGAACUUUAAACUAUUAGUCAAUACUUAGCUUUAUUCUCUCUGAGGUUGUGGCAUUGUGUUCAGAUUCACAGGUAAUAAGGAAACUGCCUGACUCCAUUUUGAAGUCAGGAGCCAUUGUGCUGUAUUUUUAAAAAUAAGUUUCUAUGUGCUGUGAGUUGAGUUUCCUGGAACUUGACCUUCCCCAACCCAUGACCUUGAUUUGUUUUUGAGAAUACCCUGACCCUCCCUGACACUCCCUAAUCACAUGGUGGGUGACCAGUGACUUUUCUUUAAGGGUCUGUAUUUUAUUGCCCAUUGUCUCCCUCCAGUAAAACUACUCCUGACUUUACUCUUAAAAGGGCCGAGAGGUGGAUUUGCUGCUGUGCUCUGUAGCCCGACUUAGAGGAGACAGUCCCUGGCCAGCUCUUGGGUGCACCCCAGUAAAAAUAAAGCUUGCUUCAAAUUUGACUCA